AUGGAUAUAUAUGGCCCAGAAGUUUGGUAUAAUAAUUUACCAAAUGUAACAAAAUAUUUGAUAACAUUAAUUUUUUUAGUUACUUUAUUGAUAACUUGUAAUUUAUUAAACGUUGUAUACCUUUUAUUAGACUGGAAUUUAAUAUAUAAUAAUUAUCAAAUAUGGAGAAUUUUUCUUAACUUUUUAUAUAUUGGGAAAUUUUCUUUAUCUUGGGUAUUUUUCAUGUCCUUAUUUGCUCAAUUUUCCUCAUCGUUGGAAAAAAAUGCAGUAUUCUCAAGUCCUGGGUCGUAUUUAUAUUUUAUUACUAUUCAGUGUACCUUUUUAUCCCUAAUAAGUAUUUUCUUUUAUUGGCCAAGGGGUUAUCCAUUUUUGGGAAAUUCUCUUUUAUUUGCAAUAAUAUAUUAUUGGUCUAGGAGAGAGGCAUGGAGUCAGGUUUCGAUUUAUUUCUUUACUGUAAAAGGGUAUCAGUUACCUUUCGCUUUAAUCUUUUUACAUUUUAUUAUGGGACAGUCCAUAUGGAUUGACAUUAUGGGCUUAUUAUCAGGACAUAUGUACUAUUUUUUUAGGGAACUUCUUCCAAGAGAGGGUGGUCCAAAUUUGUUAGAAAAGACUCCACAAAUAUUUGACAAGAUAAUGAUGAAGUUGCGAGAAUUUCGCAUAAGUCAAGGAAUAAGAGGUAAUUUCUCGAGAUAUGGGUACAGAAAUAUUAAUAGCCCAAGAACGACGAACAGUAGUGGAACGAGCAGAAGAGUUUUCAUUGGAAGAGGUGUAAGACUAGGCGAUAGUUGA
Messenger RNA from Plasmodium malariae, 789 nucleotides. Its product is annotated as DER1-like protein, putative. The transcript is spliced from 3 exons. Gene Ontology annotation, biological process: endoplasmic reticulum unfolded protein response. Gene Ontology annotation, cellular component: Hrd1p ubiquitin ligase ERAD-L complex; endoplasmic reticulum membrane. The coding region runs from base 1 to 789 and encodes 262 amino acids. Gene Ontology annotation, molecular function: misfolded protein binding; ubiquitin-specific protease binding. Lineage: Eukaryota; Apicomplexa; Aconoidasida; Haemosporida; Plasmodiidae. The record is from RefSeq and is a predicted model, not a curated record.